ACAGAAUGGGAAGCAGGAAGUCGCUGUGCUGUGGGUUUUCAGCUCUGGAAGUGACGCUCGGCGUCAUCUUCGUCGUUAUGACCGGCGUGUGCAUCUCGCUGGUUGUACUGUACGUUACCAGGGAAACGCACGCAGAUCCAGAGACUCCGCCCCCUCAGCACACACCUUACCUGAUCGGCGUGGGCCGAGCCGACUGCACCGGACCGCCGGCUGAUGUCCCUAUGAUGGGCUAUGCAAACCCUCAGCAGACGGCUGCAGGCAUACACACCCGUUUGUACAGCAGAGCCUUCAUCGUCGAUGACGGCAAGCGCAGGGUGGUGUUCGUCACGGCAGACAUAGGAAUGGUUUCACAGAGGCUCCGACUCGAGGUUCUGCAGGCACUGCAGGUGAAGUACGGGGAUCUAUACCGGCAGGACAACGUUGUUCUGAGUGGGACUCACACUCACUGUGGACUCGGUGGAUAUUUCCAGUACACGCUGUUCAUGAUCACAGGCGGUUACAUGAAGGCUGCCAUCGAGCCGUUGGUCAACGGCAUUGUUAAGAGUAUAGACAUAGCCCACAAUAACAUGAAGCCCGGCAGGGUCUACAGGAACAGAGGAGAGCUGGACGACAGCAGCCUGAACAGAAGUCCUCACUCGUACCUGAACAACCCCGAGGAGGAGAGGCGCAGGUAUAAGUGGAACACCGACAAACAGGUGCUGGUGCUGAAGUUCACCGAUCAGGAUGGAGACGGCAUCGGUAUGAUCAGCUGGUUUGCUGUCCACGCGGUGAGCAUGAACUACACCAACCGCAUGGUGAGCAGCGACAACAUGGGCUACGCCUCCUACCUGUUGGAGCAGGACAAGAACCCCGGAGGGCUACCUGGACAGGGAAGUUUCGUUGCUGGUUUCUCCUCCAGUAACCUCGGUGACGUCACUCCGAACACCAGAGGACCGUACUGUGUGAACACUGGGCUGCCCUGUGACUACCUGAACAGCUCCUGUCCCAUAGGAGGGACUACAAUGUGUCUGGCGUCCGGACCUGGAGAAGACAUGUUUGAGAGCACUCGGAUCAUCGGACACAACGUCUACCUGAAAGCCAAGGAGCUGUAUGCAAAUGCAGUCGAGGAGGUGACCGGCUUUAUUCAUCAUGCUCAUCAGUGGGUCAACAUGACUGAUGUCACUGUUCAGAUCAAUGAGACACACACGGCGAGCACAUGUAAACCAGCUCUGGGUCACAGCUUUGCAGCAGGAACAACAGAUGGAGGCGGAGGCCUGAACUUCACCCAAGGCGCUGUGGAAGGAGACCCCUUCUGGGAUGGGAUCAGAGACGCUUUGCUUGGCCCACCGUCCAAUCAGACGAAGGAAUGUCAUCAUCCCAAACCAAUCCUGUUCAGCACAGGGGAGAUGAACUGGCCUCUGCCCUGGCAUCCUCAGAUCGUCGACGUUCAGAUGAUCACCAUCGGCUCUGUGGCUGUCGUAGCUGUUCCUGGAGAAAUGACCACCAUGUCAGGGCGGAGGUUACGAGAAGCUAUCAAAGGGGAGCUGGAGUCAGAGGGAACUCUAAAGGACAUGGAGGUGGUGAUUGCCGGCCUCAGUAACGUGUACACUCAUUACAUCACCACCUAUGAAGAGUACCAGGUGCAGCGGUAUGAAGGCGCUUCAACCAUAUACGGCCCGCACACGCUCAGUGCCUACCUGCAGAAGUAUCGAGGCCUGGCCCGAGCCAUUGCUCAGGACAGAGUCUCAGAGCUGCCAGCCGGCCCUCAGCCUCCCUUCUUCACAGAGAACCUCUUUAAUUUUGUGCCCCUGGCGCUCUUUGACAGAAAACCUGAGAAUAUGAGCUUUGGAGACGUCCUGGAGCAGGUUUACCCCGUUUAUAGACAGGGUGAUGUUGUGACUGUCACGUUUGUAGCAGGAAACCCGAGAAACUCUGGAGAUAUUAGGGAUAAAACUUUUGUCACUGUUGAGAUUUUUGACAACAGAACAGAAACCUGGGAGGUUGUCCACAACGAUGCAUCAUGGGAGACCAGGUUUCACUGGCUGAAGGGGUCAAACCGGGAGAGCAACGCCACAGUGGAGUGGCAGAUUCCCCCGACGGCCUCGGCGGGCUCCUACAGGAUCAAACACUUUGGCCACUACAAAGAGCUGAAAGGCCUGCAGCCGGUCAUAACGCCGUACGAAGGCUCGUCGGACGUCUUCGCGGUCACCGCCAGCUUCUACUACGAGUGAAGCGGUUUGAGACGACACGGCCGACCACCAUCCAGCGCCAAGUCCUCCAGGACUCAUCAGAUUUUAAGAGGCUGCAUGUGCCGAAAAAUAACUCAGACUAUAUGUG
Molecule: messenger RNA, 2316 nt
Organism: Maylandia zebra (zebra mbuna)
Lineage: Eukaryota; Metazoa; Chordata; Actinopteri; Cichliformes; Cichlidae
Gene: asah2
Product: N-acylsphingosine amidohydrolase 2
Biological process (GO): long-chain fatty acid biosynthetic process; ceramide catabolic process; sphingosine biosynthetic process
Cellular component (GO): extracellular region
Molecular function (GO): N-acylsphingosine amidohydrolase activity
Source: RefSeq, a predicted model, not a curated record